AUUAUAGCGUGGAUAUGUCACUUGAAGUAAAAUUCUCCCUUUUUCUUUGCACCAUAUCACAUUCACAGAUUCCAAUUUGGGAUGAAAAUGAAAAAGCUUUCUUUGUUUUCUCUUUUUUAUUUUUUCAGAAAAAAUCAGAGAAAGAUCACUGAGUAUAUAAAAGAGUGGAUAGAAAAAGGUAUUUUGAUAAACAAUUAUUUUUAUAAAAAUUAUAAAAAUAUAUAAUAUCUUUAAUCUAUCAAACCAAACGUUCUAUAUUUAUAUAACUAAUACCAACAUUAUUAAUAUUUAUAUUAAUAAUACAAAUAUUAUUAAUACACUUUUUAGGCAUUAGUUUUAUAUAAUCUACAAACAUCCCUAAAGACCUUGUGAGUAAUUGGAAAGCAUAACAAGUGAGACGAGUGAUUAUCGCGUUGAAUGCACGACUCCAUUGAAUAGUGCGGGACAUGAGGAAGCCCCCAUUUUUGCUCCUUUUUGUUGGGGGGGGGGGGGGGUGACAAAUAAGUGUACUUGAUCAACCACUUUUAGGAAAAAAUAACUUGUUCUUAUUACUAUGUUCAGGGAGAGAGUCAGGCGAGUUAUACAGCCCCCAGCUCAGGAGAAUAUCGAUAAGUUGGAGAAGGUUGUCAAAGAGGGAAAUUACUAUGGAGCUCAACAGAUGUAUAAGUCCACUAGUGCCAGAUAUGCGUCUGCCGAGAGGUACUCUGACGCCUUGAAUGUUCUUCAGUCUGGUGCUUGUUUGCAAUUAGACAAGGCCCAGAUCACCUGUGGGGCUGAGCUUUCUUUGCUCUUUGCUGAAACACUUGCGAAGUCAAAAGUUCCAUAUGACGAAGGCACUCUUGAUCAUGUCAAGAAAAUCUACAAGAAGUUUCCUCGGCUUUCUGUGCCACAACAUUUGGAGCUUGCAGAUGAUGAUGAAUUGCAAAAACUAUCUGAAGCCAUUGCGGCAGCCAAAACACGAGUAGAAGGCUGUUCGUCCUUUCUGAAAGCCGCUAUCAAGUGGUCAGCAGAAUUUGGUGCACAUAGGUAUGGAUCUCCGGAGCUGCAUGACAUGCUGGCGGAUUAUAUGUAUUCAGAGUCUCCUGAAGUGGACAUUGUUAAAGUAUCUUUUCAUUUUGUGAGAGGAAGGAACCCAAAGAAAUUUGCUUCAGCUCUUGUAAAUUUCAUGGGCAAGUGCUAUCCAGGAGAAGAUGAUUUGGCUAUUGUGCGGGCUAUUCUGAUGUACUUGUCUUUGGGAAAUCUAAGAGAUGCUAACAAGCUCAUGGAUGAGGUGAAAAUGGAAGUUGAAUUGAAAAAUCUUAACUUCCCUAGCUCAGAAUUAACACAGUUUGUGAACUAUCUCCUCCUGACGUUGCAGAGGGAUGCUUUACCUCUGUUUAACAUACUGAGACAAGCCUACAAGUCUAGUAUAGAUAGAGAAUCUACGUUUAAUGAAUUGCUAGAUGAAAUUGCAGAGAAGUUCUAUGGCGUUCGACGUAGAAAUCGUCUUGAGGGGAUUGGAGAUUUCUUCAAGAUGAUGGGAGGCGAAUAAUGUGAAGUGAUGAACUCCGUUUAAAGUUGUGCAUUCUCCCGUACGUUUAUAAGGGUAGACAUUAACCUCAAUUAUGGAUAUUCUUGUGCUUUUAUUAGCAAAACAUCAAUGGAGCAAUUUUUUUUUUUCAAAUCUAAAUUUUGUUACCCAUGCGUUAUUGUGUUGUGAUUAAAAUAUCAUGGAUUCAUUAUUGUACUGUGAUUAAAAUAUCACAUAAUUCUUGUAGAUGAUUUAUUUUAAUCUUAUAUAUCAGCUUUUCAAAUGUUGAUAUUGGCA
Molecule: messenger RNA, 1807 nt
Organism: Capsicum annuum
Lineage: Eukaryota; Viridiplantae; Streptophyta; Magnoliopsida; Solanales; Solanaceae
Product: protein GET4
Exons: 12
Coding region: 554-1531 (325 amino acids)
Biological process (GO): protein insertion into ER membrane
Cellular component (GO): cytosol
Molecular function (GO): protein binding
Source: RefSeq, a predicted model, not a curated record